Messenger RNA from Echinostoma caproni, 564 nucleotides. NCBI's taxonomy places the organism in Eukaryota, Metazoa, Platyhelminthes, Trematoda, Plagiorchiida, Echinostomatidae. The record is from the annotation of a GenBank genome assembly.
GUCGAGGAAGCUGUGAACGAAGUAUGUAAACAUGCCAGUGAAAUAGAUUUCCUCGCCAGUGACUUGAAAACUCUACUGGAUUUAUACGUCUGUGAACAGUUUGUUUUCAAUGGAAAUAUCUGUAAACAGGUUGAUGGUGUAGCUUUGAGUAGCCCUUUGUGGCCAAUUCUUGCUGAUAUCUUCCUGUCGACACUAGAAAACAAACCGGAAGGUGAUUUGAAUUCAACCAUACCAUAUCGACGGUAUGUUGAUGAUACACUAGUUAUUGCGCGCAAUGAAACAGACAUUAUGGCAUUAUUUUACAAGUUAAACUCAUUGCAUCCCGACAUCAAACUGACAUUAGAAUGUGAAUCGGGAUCAAAACCUCCAUUCUAUGACUUUUUACCUAAUCGAAUGUCAGACGUCUUGUGCGUUUGCCUUUUCGAGAAUCGCACUCACUCACGUCAACGUGAACGAAAUAACACAAUUGUCGCCUCGCCGUGGUGCUCUCAAGCUCAGUGGUGCAAGAAACUGGCUGAUUUUGGCUCCGCCGCAAGUCCUGUGACCUGUACUGUUCUGUUCUAA